Cadophora gregata is the source of this 936-nucleotide messenger RNA. RefSeq lists its product as uncharacterized. The record is from RefSeq and is a predicted model, not a curated record. The coding region runs from base 1 to 936 and encodes 311 amino acids. The transcript has 4 exons. Gene Ontology annotation, molecular function: oxidoreductase activity. NCBI's taxonomy places the organism in Eukaryota, Fungi, Ascomycota, Leotiomycetes, Helotiales, Ploettnerulaceae.
AUGGCAACCAACGGAGUCAACGGUCACGUUAACGGUCAUGUAAACGGCAAUGCAUCAUAUGAUGAAGUUGUUCCCAUCACAAACGGCAACGGACAUGCCACAGAGACCGCUUCAACACCAGUGAUCUCAACCGUCCGUGGUCCUUUGGGUAUCGAGUCUGCCAGCUUAAAAGGCAAAGUCGCGCUCGUGACCGGAUCAGGGCGAGGAAUCGGCCGCGAAAUGGCCCUCGAAAUGGGACGCCGAGGAGCAAAAGUCGUCGUCAACUACGCCCACAGCUCCGAAGCCGCCGACGAAGUAGUAUCCCAGAUCAUAAAAUCCGGCAGCGAAGCCAUCGCCAUCCAAGCCAACGUCUCCAUCGUCAAAGACAUCAUCUCCCUAUUCGCACAAGCGAUUGCGCAUUUCGGCGAGCUGAACAUCGUCUGCUCGAAUUCUGGAGUUGUGUCGUUUGGCCACGUUAAGGAUGUUACGGAGGAGGAGUAUGACCGCGUGAUGAACAUUAAUACGCGUGGCCAGUUCUUUGUGGCGAGAGAGGCUUAUAAGCAUCUUUCUGUUGGGGGGAGGUUGAUCUUGAUGGGGAGUAUUACGGGUCAGGCUAAGGGCGUGCCGAAGCAUACUCUGUACUCUGGAAGUAAGGGUGCUAUUGAGACGUUUGUCAGGUGUAUGGCUAUUGAUAUGGGUGAUAAGCAAAUCACAGUCAACUGUAUUGCCCCCGGUGGAAUCAAGACCGAUAUGUAUCACAAGGUCUGCAGAGAGUACAUCCCAGGAGGAGAGAAGCUCAACGAUGACCAAGUCGACGAGUACGCAUGCACAUGGUCGCCAUUACACAGAGUCGGUCUCCCCAUUGAUGUUGCGCGCGUGGUGUGCUUCCUUGCCAGCCAAGACGGCGAAUGGAUCAAUGGAAAGGUUCUGGGGAUUGAUGGCGCUGCGUGCAUGUAG